Messenger RNA from Diorhabda carinulata, 3465 nucleotides. Its product is annotated as low-density lipoprotein receptor class A domain-containing protein 3-like. Gene Ontology annotation, molecular function: protein binding. The coding region runs from base 72 to 1256 and encodes 394 amino acids. NCBI's taxonomy places the organism in Eukaryota, Metazoa, Arthropoda, Insecta, Coleoptera, Chrysomelidae. The record is from RefSeq and is a predicted model, not a curated record. The transcript has 6 exons. Gene Ontology annotation, cellular component: plasma membrane.
AAAAUAACGAGUUUAACCAACUUCACUAAUAUGGCUUCCAACAAAACACUCAAAAUGCUUUAAAUAUAAAAAUGUUUUUAUUUUCAAUUUAUUUUUUACUUUUAGGUAUAAGUAGGAUAAAAAGUGAAUCAUUAACGAUCACUAAAUAUUAUGACGACUUUGUAUCUCCUGUAUCAGAAAUCGUGGAGGAAAGGGUAGGAACAACAUUUUCUUUAAUAUGUGAAUUGAUUGUAUCGAACCAAGAAAUCUCUGUAGUGGAUGAUCAUCUAACUUGGGUCAAGGUAGAGAUUUUAUCAAAUCAGUCAAGAAUCCAGAAAGACUUACCAAAUCAACCUGGUAUUAAUAAAUCAGAAAAACGAUUUGCUCCUCUACAAGAAGAAGACAAAGGACUUUACAUAUGUCUUAGCAAAAAAUUCAAUCUCUCCAUUAAUGUUACAGUGAAACUGAUAGACCACAUUAAAAGGAAUGACCUCAGGCCAAUGAGGGAAACAAUAUUCUGUAAUGAACAGAUGUUCCAAUGUGUUUCAAAUGGUGUUUGUAUCAUCCCUCAUUAUGUUUGUGAUGGACAACCUGACUGUAAAGAUGCAUCAGAUGAAUCUAUAGAAAAUUGUAAAGGGGAACCUUGCAGAGAUAAAAUACCUUGUGAAGGUGGUAGGUGCAUCCCUAGUAGUUGGUGUUGUGAUAGACAUCAUGAUCCAAAUUGCACAGUUACUAACAGGCCAAAAUGUUGUCAAGCACUUAUAGUACAAGAAUCUUAUGAAGAAUUAGAAUAUGGGUUCACAAACGUAAACAAUAAUCAACAUAAUGGAGCUCGAUAUUUGUUCAUAUCAGUCUGUAUAAUCAGCAUCCUGUUUUCUAUUGUACUGUUGCUACUGAUCGUUUCCAAAGUAGUCAUAUUCGCCAAGAAAAGUGCAUUGCAGCAACAGCGACAUCACAAUCUCUGUGAAAAUAUAGCGUUACGGAAUCAAACGAACGUCAAUAUAAUAAGAGCAGAUUUUGCCCCAAGCGGUAUUUAUACCGUACGUAAUCACUCACGUACUCCUCGAUCGAAUAUAAUCAUAGAUACUUCUGAUGCUAGUGAUCCAUUAUUAUUUGGUACGGGACGUUUCAAUGUCGAUGAAUUUAGGGGAUAUAAUGAUCAACCGCCAUCUUACGUCGAUGUUUUGAGGAAUAAUAGACUUAUCAGCGAACCGCCGCCGCCCUAUACUAGCAGGGAAAUUCUUAAUAUAAACGAAGAAAGGCAGGAAAGAAGAUGAUAAUUCGUGGUAUUGCAGUAAACGGUAUUUUUAUCUAUUUAUAAGUUACAAUAAAAGUAUUGUCAAUAAUUAUAGAUUUGAAAACGUUGUGUUAAUAGUAUUUCUACUAUUUAUUGAUUUUUUUUUUCAUUUUAUGUCAUUUCUAUCCACAACGGUACAAUUAUCUAUUUUUAUGAAUAUGAAGAUUUUGUGUAUACCUGCUGAGAAUUAACUGGACGGAUAUUAUAAAGGACAUAGAGGUCCUUAACAGAUCAGCUAUAAUUAAAGUAGUUUAAUAAUUGACAAUAUUCUUUGAACAUACAGGAUGUUUCUAAACUUGAAAAAAAAUUAACAGGUAUCCUGUUCAGGAUACAAUCCCUAGUGAUUUGUAAAAUUUCUCAAAUUCCAGCUAUUAUAAAACCUUGAAAUUUCGUAUUUUUGUGUGCUAACAAAGGACUAACUAGCAAUAUUUUUCAAUAUUUCUCUUAUGAUAUGGGGUGGGGAGAAAUAAGCAUCCCUCACUUUAUAUACUGAACACACUGUUUACACCAACAACGACAAUUACACUGUCUGACGUGCGUUUCGGUAACCAAGUUAUCGUCUUUAGAGACGGAAGGUAAACAGUCAGCGUCAGGAAGUGUAAUUGUCACUGUUGGUGUAGUAGUAGUAUAAACAGUGUGUACAGUAUGAAUAUCACCAAUGGUUCCAGAAAUUCCAACUUAAUUCCUCACUUUAUUAAACGUUAUUAAAGCUUGCACUGUGUUGAAAUGUAUCCCAUCUGUGGGGAACUUUUGAACAGAAGAUGGGGUACUUUUAAACUACAACAAAUAUAGCAUGGAAAAUUUAUUUUAAUAUCAAGACAUGAAAAAAUUCCAAGAUCUUUUCAUAGAUCUUGUAUCUUUUUCGUUGUUUAUCUUAAUAUUGCGAUAUUACUUAGGUUUAGUCUCUUAACUGUUUGCCUUUAAUUUUUUUCUUAUCUUAUCUUACUUAUCCAUAAUCCAUCGUUUUAUGAACUAAGUCUUUUCCUUUAUUUUUUUUCAAAAAUUCUUGUCAUUUAUAUUCUCAUUUCUCUAUCCAGUGUUUAACAAGACAUCUCUUGAACAUCAUUAAUUUAUUUCAAUCUCUAUGUAUAACUAUUGAUUACACACGAGUGGCAGCUAUAUAUAUUUAUACUUUUUUAUACACACUAUUUUUUCAAGUUUUUGCAGAUAUUUAAGUUCUUAUGGAAUCUCCUGUAGUUAUUUUUUAUUUACUUUCAAUCUCUUUUUAGAUUCAGUUAUCAAUUUUUCGAUAAUCCCUUUCAGCUCUUGUAUAUUUUUCCAUAUCACCAAACCCAAAAAUUGUGCAUAUCUAAAUUGGAAUUUUGAAUCACCUGUUUAAUAUAGAAUAAAUGAUGUUAGGAUUGAGAUAAAUAUUUUGCAAAAUGUACUUUUCCGAAACGAAGGAAAAUAUCUAAAAAACAUAUUUUAGAUAGACAAUUCACUGUUAUACGAGCAUUUACACUUUCAAAGGUUUCUAAAUAAAUGUUUUACAAUAUUGUUAUAUUUUAAUAAUAUUUUUUAAUUGUGUAAAUAAUUCUAUCAACUUCAAGCAAUAUUGUUAGGUUAUGUAUUAUUUGUAAGGUCUCAAUAUUGAAAGCAAAUUCAACAUCGUUUAGUUAUUUAGUUUGUAAAAUAAUAAAUUGGAAAAUGGACACAAUAAAGAGAAUGAAUGAACCAACAAAUUAUAACCAGAAAAAUGUGAAGAUAAAUUAAGAAAUAUACAAAAAGGAAAAGUAUGGAUUGAUAAGAUGGAGGAAAUCGGGCAGAAUAAAAAGAAAAUUCUAAGAGAAAAAGAGAAAAACUCUUUGGUUUAUUUGUGGGGCUAUAGAAACAUUUUUAUGAAGGGUAAUGAGAUUUAAUGGCCCAUGCAGGGCCAUGAUUGUAAUGAAUUAUAGAAGAGUAGUGUGGUAUAAACUGAAAUAAUGGAGUGAAAAAGAAAUUCUACGAACUAAUCCUCGCAGGGUCUUAUUUCAAAUAAAUACGGAUACAGCUAUGGUAGUAUUAUUCCCUAUCGUCCCUCUGGAAAACUAUUGAGAAAUUGAAAGUACUUACCAUGGACCUAUUAGCAAGGAAAAAUAGCUAAAAGAAAAGACGAAAAAUCCCCAGAUAGAUGUGAGGAUAAGACAUGAACACAUUGUUGUAAUAUUGUUGAACUGUAAUAAAUAUCAGGUAUAAACUUUACAAAAAAA